Messenger RNA from Neolamprologus brichardi, 2573 nucleotides. It is a transcript of the gene gprc5c, whose product is annotated as G protein-coupled receptor, class C, group 5, member C. The record is from RefSeq and is a predicted model, not a curated record. Gene Ontology annotation, molecular function: protein kinase activator activity; G protein-coupled receptor activity. Gene Ontology annotation, cellular component: signaling receptor complex; plasma membrane; extracellular exosome. Gene Ontology annotation, biological process: G protein-coupled receptor signaling pathway. NCBI's taxonomy places the organism in Eukaryota, Metazoa, Chordata, Actinopteri, Cichliformes, Cichlidae.
UCACACCGAGAGGAAAAGCUCGUGAAAGGAUUCCUAAACUUGGGAGCGGUCGGAUCAGCUGUGCCGCAGUUUGCUUCUUCUCCGAGUAAUUUGUGCCGAACUACAGCGGCGCGUUCGCAGCAGGUGAAAACCGACGAGCCGCGCCCAGCAGAAAUCUGCCGAGAACAGCCAGGUGCUGCUAGAGUCCCAGAGCAACUCCCAGGCUCCAUGGCCAGCAACAUGACUCCUCGGGGCUGCGGCCCAAACGUGGAAUCCAUUUAUUACAAUCUGUGUAGCACUGAAGCUGUGUGGGGCAUCGUGCUGGAGGCCUUAGCGGCAGCUGGCAUCGUCUUCUCCUUCGUGCUCUUCAUCUCGCUGCUGGCCAGCCUGCCCUUCCAUAAAGACUACAACCGCAAGAGCUCGGUGGCUCUUCACGCCUUCUUCCUGAUCAGCACUGCUGGUCUCUUCUGCCUAACCUUUGCCUUCAUCGUGGGAAAGAACUUCUCCACAUGUGCUUCACGGAGGUUCCUCUUUGGGGUGCUGUUCAGCGGCUGCUUCGCCUCCCAGCUGAUGCAGUGUGUGAGGCUGAACAUCCUGGCCAGACGAAACAGCGGGCCUCGAGUUUGGGUCUUGUGUCUCGGGGCGUUGGGGCUGUGGCUGGUGGAGGUGAUCAUCAACACAGAAUGGCUGAUAAUUACAAUUGUGCCUUCCAACACCACAGCUCAAACUAGCAAAGAUAUAGCCGUGCCGUGUGACAUUGCUAACGAGGACUUUGUCAUGGCGCUCAUCUACGUGAUGGUGCUGAUCCUGGCUGUGGUGGUGGCGAGUCUGACCAUCAUGAUGGGCAAACACGCACAGUGGAAGAAGGAAGGCGCUUGCAUCUUUGUGACAAGCCUCUUUUCAGUGGGUAUUUGGGUGGUGUGGAUCGUCAUGUACGUGUAUGGGAAUGGGAAAACCGGGGGUCCAACGUGGGAUGACCCAACCUUAGCCAUCGCUUUGGUAGCAAACGCCUGGGUCUUCAUUAUCAUGUACACCAUUCCUGACGUCUGCUGUCUGAACAGUGACGAUGAGAGUCAACAAGACUUCACAGACAAUCUUUACCAAAACCAAGGAGUCGGAUACGAGACGAUCCUGAAGGGACAAUCCCCCCAGAAUGUGUACGUGGAAAAUAAGGCUUUCUCCAUGGACGAGUCCAACCAAGAUUCCAAGCCCGUGUCUCCAUACAGCGGCUACACCGGUCAGAUGCGUAACUCGGUGUACCAGCCCACUGAGCUGGCUCUCAUCAGCAAAGGAGUUGGAAAUCAGCAGCUACCGGACCCGUCCUUUGACAUCUUCAUUCCCAGAGCUUCCAUCGGCUCUGCGGCCAACAGCGGGAGCAGCACACCGUCAACAUAAAAGGAGACCGGGAACACGCACACACAAGUGGGCAUGGUCUGCAGAGGACAUCCCAGUGGUGAACGUGCCACAGCUCGCCAGACCCCAUCAGAGUAACUUCGGUUCACAUUUUCUCGUUUAUACUUGCUGACCUUUUGUUUUCUAUUGUUUGUGGUUCCCUAAGCUGGUCCUAAGAGGAACCUUCAUCCCCAGUACAUGGAGAUGAAUGGGAGGUCAUCCCACUGAGGAGCAGAUAAACCUCCCAUUGACUGAUUUAUUAUGUUCCCCUGGGUAUCAGACAGUCAAGAGCUUCAUUUGAAAGUCAAAGCACGGAACGAAGCUGCGGCUUUGCUGCAGAACAAAAACUUGUGCAGCGGUCGGCUUUUUCUGACAGGGAAGCGCGAGCUCUCUGCUGGACCCAAACACAGAUGAAAGUCACGUUACUGACGCCACAAAAACUGGGAAAUGUUUCAAGUGUCUUUGACUCAACAUUAUUUUCAAUUUACACAUUAAAGUUAGAUUGCAUUCACUUAGAUUAGAAGGAUAUUUUGCACAGUUAAAUGUAAUUAUUGAAUUCUUGUUUUUGAGCCCGGGUUGUGAUUAUUGUUGAUAACCACAAAGUUAACACAUGAAAUGAAGUUUUUGAAUUAAUUUAAAUGUACAAUGCUCUCAGUGAGUCAUGAUGCACAAAUGUACUGGAUAAAUGUAUAUAUGUAAUACUGUCUAAAGCACUGCUGUGCCAUUUAAUUAUGUUCAAUACAUGUUACACUGAAGAGACCUGCCUGUGGUUAGCCAGCUUUGCUAGCUUAUUAUUAAUCAGUAUAUUUCCUCAUAGAAGACUUUUUUCAUUUCUGAAAAAUCAACUUUUCUGUCAGUAUUUUUUGGAUAAAAUUUAAAAAAAAAAAAAUUCAAUUUCAUUUAAGCAAAAACUGAAAAAAAUAAAAAUAAAAAAGAAAUAUAUUUUUUAUUUUAUUCUUGAAGAAAGUUUAUCAUAGAGUUUAAAGUUGUAAAUGUAACUAUAAGAACUGCUAUUGUAUGAGCAAAAUUGGUACUGCCACCAGAGAGGGGAUGUUAUUUAACUAUGUGUGUGUUAAUGACCAGAAUCUGCCAUUAUGUCUUUUACAUUUUAGCUUUUAGUUACCUUUACUAAUAGUCGUAUGCAUUCUUUGUUGUACAGUAGUCGUCCUAUAAAUGUCAUAUACCAUAAAGUGAACUCUACU